AUGAUAAAAAAUGCGCUUUUUACCUCACUUAUAGCUUCUACUAAUGCCUUGUCACAAACAACACUAGACAAGUUAAAAGACCCGGCCGCUCCACUCUCGAAUGCGGAGCUCAGUUUCGUUGGAUUGAAUUUUGAUGGCCCGUUUUGGACAAGCUGGUCGGAUGACUAUGGUUGCGAGAACUUGAUUUCUAGGGCUGAUCUUUGUGCAUAUCCUGGGAGAUACAAGCUUCGUAAAACGCGCUACAAAGAAUGUAUUCACCCGGACAAUCGAAACUAUCCAAUGCGUAUUCUGGAUCCAAACUCGCCAAACUACUUUAAAUACAGAACCAUCCUCGGUGGUACAGACGAUCAGAUUAGGAACGAUUACGUCAACUUUAUACAGUCAAAGCCACAGUUCAGCAUUCAGUCACCCGCUGGAGACAUGGAUGACAGCAUGGAAGUGAGAUAUGCGGCGACGAAAUCUUUUUACAAAAAUACCGGCAUCAAAUGCGGCACAGACGAUUUCUCGAAGAACUGUCAGGCGCCUUCUGUGGCGACAGAGUGUGAUCCAAGAAUUGCGGAAUAUGCAAAGCAAAAUGGAAUUACAGUAGAAGACGCUGUUGCUCUUUGGGAGAUUCAAGAAACUGAUUCUCGCUGGGGAACCGAAUGGGGUGCUUACCCGAGGAAUCCGAUUCGACUAGCAAUUCCUGAAAUAAAAAUCAACGAGCGAGCGGACACUAUUUGUGACGAUCGUUGCCCGAUUCCAUUGCCUUUUACCGCUUCCAACUGCAAAUGUGAGACCGGCUCGUCUUUCAGGGGAUCCGAAAGUGAAGCAGUGGAUCGAUCAUGCGACUGUGAUGAAUCUCCUGUCCGCGCUCAACUUUGCUUUGAUCCCGAUCUCAGUGAUGACGUGGACUGCGAGUCUGUUGGAAUUGAUAUGCUUCGGAAGUUCCCCGAUGAAUGUAUAGUCAAUCUGAACCCUUUGAUCAGCGAGUCUACUUCGAGCUACGUAUCCUACACGACCACGAACAAUCCAUUUACAGCACAUUUGCUCGAGGAUUGGUACAACAACAUGCCGCGGUUCAGCAGGCAGCAGAAUCUUUACAGCAUGUCAGAUUGGAUCUCGACGGACGAUAUUGAUACACCUUGGAGAGGAUUGAGAGUACGUGCAGAUGCAGCGGAAAAACUCAAAGCCAACAAUGGACUGAAUUCAAUUCGCAACGCCAUCUCGAACUUGAUUGAAGGAAGCAACUCGCAGAUUCGCAUCAAUGUUCAGCGGCUGAAAACCCUUCUGAUAACAGAGAACCUUGUCGAUGUGCGGGAGGUAACAACUGAUCCAUCGCCUGUCUCCAAGUUUAUGACUAACUUUGCUGCUUCGACGAGAAAAGACAGCCGAGUUGACGGCAGCGCCAAUCGCAUGUAUGACUUUUCCGAUGAUCUCAAGUUCAAUUGGGGACAAGCUUGUGACAAAAACAAUCCAGAUGAAAUCAUAACAAUAAGCAAGGCGACUCUCUAUCUGACUGACACGAAGUACGCUGACAACCGCGAAACUAUUCUAAUUGAUAUCCCCUCGACUAAUAUCCAGGAAGAAAAAAUUGAGGCUGUUGUCAGAUUCAUUAAACAGAACAUAUCACCGAUGCAAGUGGGGAUUCAGCAGAAUACCUGCAAUUUUGUAUCUGCGACUCUGGGAGAAUGGACUGAAUGGAGUUCUUGCUCGCAACAAUGUGGUGGACGGUCCGAUAGAUUCCGAACUUGUACGACUAACACAGGCCAGAUCUUUACUUGGAAUGGAAACUGGGUAGACCAAGAUGGCAACAGUCCAAGUAGCUGCUACUGCACGGAAACAGGUGGUGAGUCGAGAGCAUGUGUAGAAAAAUGCACGUACUCGGAAUGGUCAGAAUGGGGACUCUGUCUACUCAAAGGCGAUGCUCGACCAUGCAGAAAUCCUGACGAUGAUACUUUUGGGAAACAACGACGAUCACGGACUCUUCUUUGUGGGGACGAGUCGAGAUGCUGUGGAGAUGACGAUUUCAAGGACUGUUUUGUCCCUGAGUGCCCUGGCUGGAAUUCCUGGGGAGAAUGGUCGUGUUGUUCUAAAUCAUGCGGCGCAGCUGACGAAAUUGGCACGCGUGUUCGCACACGGGGAUGUAAAGGGGAUGAUAUUGGAAGUGAAGCAUGUCCGUGCGGCGUCUCUUUCGAUUCUCCUGAUUCUAUUUUCUCAAACACUUGCAUCGACCGAUCAUCAAACUGCGAAAACGCACUGACGACAUCAGACAACCUCGGAUUUCUUCAAACAGCACUCUGCAAUCCUGAGAACGAGUGUCCCAAGCUAAGCGAAUGGUCAGACUGGAGCUCUUGUGAUUGUGGAACUGAAACCGAGUUUAGAGAAAAGACUUGCAUAAACGCUCUUUUCUCAUUAGGCCGAAUUCCAGAGUGCAUGGGCGACGGAAAUUUCUACGAAGAACGAUCAUGUUCUGAUUCCUGUAAUCGAAGAAAACGAGAAGUUCCUGAUUUCUGGGCAGAGUGGUCCGAAUGCCCUUGUGGAUCAGGGAACGCGAGGACACGCUCUGGAAUCGUUAAUGGAAUAGACAUGAACCAGACGGAGAAAUGUCCAGUUACGAAGUGCAGCUUCGUUUCCGAGUGGUCAGAAUGGUCGACUUGCUCCGAAGCUUGCGCACAACGUGAUGGAGUUGAGCGACGAGUUCGAAACUGUCUGCACUCUCAUUCCUCCGAGUGCCAAGGCAAUCUCCUAGAAGAGCGGCCCUGCACUUCCGUUCCAGAUUGCCCUAAAUGGGGACAGUGGAGCACUUGGUAUGACGACUGCGCGAUCUCGAAUCGCCUGAUCCGAAUGAGGACCUGCUCUGGCACCGUCGCUGCCUUACCUCACGAGUGCUCUGUAAAUGACGACGUUGAAUACAUUUCCUGCUCCAGCCGCCUUUGA
Molecule: messenger RNA, 2919 nt
Organism: Oikopleura dioica
Lineage: Eukaryota; Metazoa; Chordata; Appendicularia; Copelata; Oikopleuridae
Source: the annotation of a GenBank genome assembly